Messenger RNA from Scleropages formosus (Asian bonytongue), 1932 nucleotides. RefSeq names its product cleavage stimulation factor, 3' pre-RNA, subunit 1 (gene cstf1). The record is from RefSeq and is a predicted model, not a curated record. Gene Ontology annotation, molecular function: protein binding; RNA binding. Gene Ontology annotation, biological process: mRNA 3'-end processing. The transcript has 6 exons. NCBI's taxonomy places the organism in Eukaryota, Metazoa, Chordata, Actinopteri, Osteoglossiformes, Osteoglossidae. Bases 118 to 1413 code for a protein of 431 amino acids. Gene Ontology annotation, cellular component: mRNA cleavage stimulating factor complex.
AUUAUGACGCAAAAAAAGUGCGCCGUGCAGGAAGAGUGAUUUGUGUGCCACUAGUAAGCGGUUAGCAGUUCAGCCGUGUGACGUUCACUCUUUUGCCUUAGCGGUGAAUCGAGAACCAUGUACCGGCCCAAGCCCACGUUGAGGGACCGGCAGCACCUCUACAAGCUGAUCAUCAGCCAGCUGCUAUACGACGGCUACACAAACAUCGCCAACAGCCUCAUCAACGAGGUGAAGCCGCAGAGUGUCGUGUCCCCGUCCGAGCAACUCAUGCAACUCGCCAAGAUGGGGAUGGAGAACGACGACAGCGCGGUGCAGUAUGCCAUCGGCCGCUCGGACACGGUGGCGCCCGGGACGGGGAUUGACUUGGAGUUUGACGCGGAUGUGCAGACCAUGUCGCCCGAGGCCUCGGAGUACGAGACCUGCUAUGUGACCUCGCACAAGGGGCCGUGUCGCGUGGCUACCUACAGCCGCGAUGGACAGCUCAUUGCCACGGGCUCGGCUGACGCCUCCAUCAAAAUCCUCGACACGGAGCGCAUGCUGGCAAAGAGCGCUAUGCCCAUCGAGGUGAUGAUGAACGAGACGGCCCAGCAGAACAUGGAGAACCACCCUGUGAUCCGAACACUCUACGACCACGUGGAUGAGGUCACCUGUCUGGCGUUUCAUCCAACUGAGCAGAUACUCGCCUCAGGAUCUCGGGAUUAUACCCUCAAACUAUUUGACUACUCAAAGCCUUCUGCAAAGCGAGCCUUCAAGCACAUACAGGAGGCAGAAAUGUUGCGCUCCAUCUCCUUCCACCCAUCAGGCGACUUCCUUCUGGUGGGCACACAGCACCCAACCCUCCGCCUGUAUGACGUCAACACUUUUCAGUGCUACGUGUCAUCCAACCCCCGCGAUCAACACACUGACACCAUCUCUGGUGUCAGCUACAACCCCAGCGCAAACAGCUACGUCACUUGCAGCAAGGAUGGUAGCGUGAAGCUGUGGGACGGCGUGUCCAACCGUUGCGUUGCCACGUUCGAGAAGGCCCACGAUGGGGCCGAGGUCUGCUCCGCCGUCUUCUCCAAGAACUCCAAGUACAUCCUGUCCAGCGGCAAAGACUCCGUGGCCAAGCUGUGGGAGAUCUCCACUGGCCGCACGCUGGUAAAGUAUACAGGUGCGGGCCUGAGCGGCCGGCAGAUGCACCGCACACAAGCCGUGUUCAACCACACGGAGGACUACGUUCUGCUGCCCGACGAGCGCACCAUCAGCCUGUGCUGCUGGGACUCGCGUUCUGCCGAACGCAAGAACCUGCUUUCGCUGGGCCACAACAACAUCGUGCGCUGCAUCGUUCAUUCACCCACCAACCCAGGUUUCAUGACCUGCAGCGACGACUUCCGGGCCCGAUUCUGGUACCGGCGCACCACGACCGACUGAGCUCCACACUGGCCGGCCCCACCCCAACAUCACCGCACUCGCAUCUGGUGCCCGUCCGUUCCCUCCCCCCCCGUCUUCUGUUGUCUCUCAGGCUGCUGGAAUUUCCUGCCAGCACAGCCAGAGGAGAAAAUGUGGUUGAGUACCUGCCAGCCCAUUUACUGCUUCUUUUCUCCAGGAGUCUGAUGGUUCUCCCCCAAGCUGGUAGUAGCUAAUAGUCACUGCUGGGUGGUGCUGUUUGGCUGAAUGUCACUUUUUUUUUAUUUUUAUUUUUUAAAUUAUCCCCCACCCCUCUUAUUGUUUGUGGAGGUUGGGGGGAGGAAGCAACCAUUGCCUUUGACUUUAACUUGAAUGGUACAAAAGCUGAUUUCAUCAUUGUCUUUUGUGCAAUUUCCUUUCUUUUGUAAUACCCCCGCAUAAUAAGUUGCAGUUGGGCAGGUUUGAGGUUGUCAGACUUUUUACAGUGCAUUUACUGGUGACUGCAUGAUGUACAUUUUUCAUUAAACCAUUUUCAGGUAUAAA